GAAAUGAUGAAUGAACAACAAGCUGCUGAAAUAUUAGCUAAUCUAUGGGACAUUCAGAAUAAUACAGACAAGCAUUGGUGGGCUGUCAGAAUUCAAGAAGCUCAGGCAGCAGAAGCAGAGCAAAGACAAGCUGCAAAAACGGAAGCCCAAAGACAGCAAGCCCUCCUUGCAGAACAAGAAGCUGCCAUCUCUGGAGAACGAAAAAAGAACAAAUCCAAAUACACACCAAUCUGCAAUAUAGACAUCCCUUCCAACUCAAUAAUCCUCCCAUGCCAAUACACCGUCUGGAAAAUGAAAUCAAGAGAUUACUGUGAACUGUUCUACUUCACUAACAGCAGUCUAGAAGAAGCAUCCCAUACCAUGUUCACGGCUGAUGAAGACACGCUCGUUAUGCUUCCCACAUCUGAUGGGUUACACAAAUGGAUACCUGCAGACGCUGCUCAAGACCCCAAAGCUCAUAUAGUGAAAGACGAGAAUCUAAUCUGGGAGCAAUUCAAUGAAGCAGCCCCUCACAUGGUAACUUUAAUG
Messenger RNA from Suillus discolor, 528 nucleotides. RefSeq lists its product as uncharacterized. The transcript has a single exon. The record is from RefSeq and is a predicted model, not a curated record. The annotation marks the transcript as partial. NCBI's taxonomy places the organism in Eukaryota, Fungi, Basidiomycota, Agaricomycetes, Boletales, Suillaceae.